UUACAGCGGUUCCUGCGCGUCUCCCGCUCCUUCCCGUCACAUUUCCGCAGGCAGUACUCGCGGUACUGCCAACGAGGACUACCAAGAAUUAUCGCGAGUGAGUUGGACGUGCAUUCUACAUUUUCUCAAGGUAGAAUCGCUGCAUAAAGCGCUACAAAACUGGAGAGGUCUCGAAACUCCGAUGAUUCUCGAGGAUUUUGUUUACCCAAGGAUCACUCCCCUCUAAUUUAAAUAACCAUUCGCAAGAGCGUGUCCCACAGUUUUCACAGUUGAGUAAUUGAAGGACAGUCGUGAGCCGCUCCAAAAACGUCCCGAGGUGCCCUGAGGAAUGGAAAACUGAUGAAAAUAAAGUUGAAUAACCAUUCGGGGAACAGAGGAAGCGACUUGAACUCGAUUGAAUAGGAAACGGGGUUUCCUGUGUCAAGAAGACAAUAUGAUGCACUUUUACAAGGACAAAAUUCUCUCCCCGGGACAGUUGAAGAGACUGUCUGAGCACAAGUACAGCUGCACGAAUGCUAGUCUGCUGGAUGCGUAUCUGCAGCCCUGGUGGGAAUGGCUUGUCAGCAAAGUUCCACUCUGGCUAGCACCGAAUCUCAUCACUGUCGUUGGACUUAUUAUUAACAUUGCGACGACACUCAUUCUUGUUUAUUACAGUCCUGAUGCCAAAGCCGAGGCACCGAGAUGGGCAUGUUUCCUCUGCGCUCUAGGAUUAUUUAUUUAUCAAAGCCUGGAUUCUAUAGAUGGAAAACAGGCGAGGAGAACAGGGACAUCGUCACCUCUUGGGGAGUUAUUCGACCAUGGCUGUGAUUCUGUCUCCACUGUUUUCGUCGCAUUAUCAGCCUGCAUCGCAGUACAGCUAGGCUACUACCCCACAUGGAUGUUUUUCCAAUGUUUCUGCGCUAUGACGUUGUUCUAUUGUGCCCAUUGGCAGUCGUACGUGUCAGGCUCCUUGAAAUUCGGAAAAAUCGACGUGACAGAGGCUCAAUUCACAAUAAUGGGAAUCCACCUGAUAUCAGCAAUCUUCGGGCCACAAAUAUGGAUGACAGAGAUCCUGAGAAUCGGUACAUUAUCGAACUUGGUAGCAGGGAUUUUUUAUGCAGGCUUCAUUUACGUGUUCCUUCAAUUCUGUAAAGUAUUUGCCUCUGGUGGAAUUGGAAAAAAUGGUUCCACAAUAGCAUUGCCUUAUAUUGGCACUGAGGUGAAGGUCUUUUCAUUGUGGGCUGCUGUGGGCAUUGCUAUAUUACUCGCGCAAAGCAGUAUAUCCGUCAUUCUUGCUGGUGGUGUCGGAAAAAAUGGUUCAACCGUCGCUGGAACUUCAGUAUUAUCGCCGAUUAUCCCCUUCAGUCUCGUAGUAGUUCCGGCCUACAUUAUUUAUAGGAAAAGUGCGGAGAAUGUUUAUGAAACUCAUCCCGCACUGUAUAUACUCGCUUUUGGAAUGGUUGCUGCUAAAGUUACCAAUCGAUUAGUUGUUGCUCACAUGACGAAGAAUGAGAUGGAGUACUUAGACACUGCGCUUAUCGGACCCUGUAUGCUGUUCCUUAAUCAAUACUUCAACUUUUUCAUUAAGGAAUAUUAUGUACUGUGGUUGUGUUUUAUUUGGGUCACGUUUGACUUUUUCCGAUACUGUUCGCAAGUGUGUUUAGAAAUAUGUGAUCACCUAAAAAUAAUGUUAUUUAGGAUUCCCCAUCCAUCAGAUAGUACAACAGCUGAAAAAAAUGGCACAUCGAGAACACAACGUCAGCGACCAUCGAAAAAACACCAUUGAUCGUCCAACUCUGUGAUUAUUUGAUUAAAAAACAAUGACAAAACAAUAUCGUGCUUCAGUAGUACGUCUCUUCAUCGAGUUGGCAUAUUUUCCCCUUUCGUUAUGGAAUAAAAAUCGUCUAGAAUUCAGUCUAGAGAUUUAUCCAAUUUGCAAUGGCUCGUAUCAUUUAAUGAUGAAAUUGCGAAGCGAAACAAACCAGUGUAAUUGUGAUUCACAUGAUCACGCUGUCAUAUAAAUAAAUAUGUAAUUUUAUAUUUGUAUUUUACAUAUGUAAUAAUCCGAUAAAUUAAUGGCAAAUUAAUUUUCA
Messenger RNA from Diachasma alloeum, 2072 nucleotides. It is a transcript of the gene bbc, whose product is annotated as choline/ethanolaminephosphotransferase 1. NCBI's taxonomy places the organism in Eukaryota, Metazoa, Arthropoda, Insecta, Hymenoptera, Braconidae. Gene Ontology annotation, molecular function: diacylglycerol cholinephosphotransferase activity; ethanolaminephosphotransferase activity. Gene Ontology annotation, cellular component: Golgi apparatus; endoplasmic reticulum membrane. The record is from RefSeq and is a predicted model, not a curated record. Gene Ontology annotation, biological process: phosphatidylethanolamine biosynthetic process. The coding region runs from base 434 to 1765 and encodes 443 amino acids. The transcript is spliced from 11 exons.